This is a messenger RNA of Entamoeba dispar SAW760, 1836 nucleotides long. RefSeq names its product serine/threonine protein kinase prp4, putative. Gene Ontology annotation, biological process: peptidyl-threonine phosphorylation; peptidyl-serine phosphorylation. Lineage: Eukaryota; Evosea; Mastigamoebida; Endamoebidae. The transcript has a single exon. Gene Ontology annotation, cellular component: cytoplasm. Gene Ontology annotation, molecular function: ATP binding; protein tyrosine kinase activity; protein serine/threonine kinase activity. The record is from RefSeq and is a predicted model, not a curated record. Bases 1 to 1836 code for a protein of 611 amino acids.
AUGUUCAAACCUGUUAGAUAUACCACUUUUAAGAAUACUAAAAAAAGUGGAAUUUGUGAAAUGGCAACUAUUAGAUAUUGUGAGGUUUUAAAAGAAACAAAUCCACAACUUAUUCUUCCAACAAUUAAAAGACCAUUAACAUUUCCAUCAAUUCCAACACAUAAUAAUGGAUUUGAUAAUGAAGGAUAUGAAUAUAUUGCAUAUGCAGAUGGAUUAAUUGGAUCAGCAUAUUCUAAAGAAGGGAAUUCAUGUGCUUUUAAUAAAAAUUCAACAUAUAGGAUUAUUUCAUCAUUAGGAAAAGGAACUUUUGGACAAGUAUUAAAAUGUGAAAAUCUUUAUAAUCAUCAAAUUGUUGCAAUUAAAGUAUUAAAAAAUAAACCAUGUUAUUUUAGACAAGGAAUGCUUGAAAUUGCUAUGUUACAUGCAGCAAAUUUACAUAAUCAAAAUAAUGAUAAACAUAUAGUUAAAAUAUUAGACCAUUUUUUAUUUAAUAGACAUAUAUGUAUUGUAUUUGAGUUAUUAGGAAUGAAUUUAUAUGACGUAUUAAGAACAAAUAAAAAUAAAGGAAUGGGAAUUUCUUUUACUCAAACUAUUGGUCAUCAAAUUCUUCAAGCUCUUUUUACAUUAAAAAGAGAAUCAAUUAUUCAUUGUGAUUUAAAACCAGAAAAUAUUUUAUUAAUUGAUAAUAGAUCAACUAUUAAAGUAAUAGAUUUAGGAAGUGCUUGUUUUGAAGGAAGUACUCUUUAUACAUAUAUUCAAUCAAGACAUUAUAGAGCACCAGAAAUUAUUUUAGGGUUACCAUAUUCAUGUUCAAUUGAUAUGUGGUCUUUUGGUUGUGUUAUUGCAGAAUUACUUCUUGGUAUUCCAAUUUUUCCAGGUGAAAAUGAAUAUAAUCAAUUAGUUAAAAUCAUUGAAAUGGUUGGAAUGCCACCAACACAAAUACUUGAUAAAGGAAGUAAAACUACAAAAUUUUUUAAGAAAAUACUUAAUAAUUUUGGUAGUUGGGAAUAUGUUUUAUUAACACCACAAGAAUAUUCUCAAAUAAAUGGAGUUCCAUUUAUUGAAAAUAAGAGAUAUCAUCGUUAUCGUUCAUUACAAGAAUUUUGUAGUGGAAUAAUAAUGCAUAGAAAUGGUGAAAAAAAAACUAAUGAUGAUAUUUAUAGAGUUCGUUUAUGUGAUUUUCUUCAAAAAAUCUUUAUUAUAGAUCCAACACAAAGAAUGACUCCAGAACAAGCAGCACAACAUCCUUUAAUGUUUUCUAAAACACAACAAAGAGGAUUUGAUUGGACAAGUAAUAUAUUGUCAAGAAAAAUUGAAAUAUCAAUGUCUAUGGAUAAUAUUAUUGAAACUAUAUUUAAUCGUCCAAUGUCUCAACAAUAUCUUCAAUCUCAAAAUUUUAAUGUUGAUAGAUAUUAUCAAACCUUUAUUAAAGCAUUAAAUAAUGGAAUUGUAUUAAAUGUUCUUCAUAUUAAUCCAUUUCAUUUUAAACCAUUAAAAUGUGGUUUACCAACAAAAAAUAUAAAUAGUAAUGAAGAUGAAUCAGAAAAUGAUUUACCAUCUAUUGUUAAUAUUAGAGAAGUACCUCCAAGAAGUAGAAGUAGAAGUAUUAGUUCUUUUGAAAUAGAAGAAAAUAAAAUAAUUCAAGGAGAUGAAGAAUUACCACCAAUUGAUUGUGCCCCUCAAAUUCAACCUUCAAGAAAAAUGGUAAUGACCCCAAUUAAAAAAAUAGCAAACGCACCAUUAAGACCUCCAAAAUCAAACCCAAGACAUGGAUCUUUUUCUAUGUCUCCAAAAGGAACUCCAAGACAACCAACAAAUAUAACUGUUAUGUUAUAG